CUGCGGAUGUGUUGUGCGGUCUAGAACAACCAUUGAUAGAGGAUGACGCUCUUGAUGAAAUUCCUCUUAGUAAACGGAUGGAGAAGGUUCAGGUGUAAUUGUGGAAUGUUUAUGCUGAAGUUUGCGAAGUACUUGAUGAUGGACGGGGACAUCACUGAGGGGAACAUACAUACACCUAAUACCUGCGGUAAUUGUUGGCUAUGGCUUCUAGAGAAUGGCUCAAGAGGAUAAUCAGUUUGAGGAAGGACAAAGAGAGGAGAAGCAAAAAGAGAGAGUUCAUCGGGCCUCCUAAAAUAAGGAAUCGCAUUUCGAAUGUGAACCCAAGAAUAAUCCUUUGUAUCCCGGUUGAACAUAUUGCCGCAAUACGGAUCCAGAAAUCAUUUCGCGGGUUCAUGGCUAGGAAAGCUUUACACCGGUUAAAACUGGUUGCGAAGAUGAAGAUGCUGAGGGAAGGGAAUCUAGCAAAGAGGCAAACAUCAAUAGUGUCGAGCCAUCUUCGUGCCUGGACUCAUUUACAAACAGAGAUUAGAGCUCGGCGUGUUUCUAUGGUAGUUGAAAGCCACCUCUGGCGAAGGAAGAUUGAGAACCAAUCAAAGCUUGAGGAAAAGCUUCAGAGUUUAGAGGUGGAGUGGAACGGUGGGCCCGAAUCGAAGGAGAAAGCGCUUGCAAGAAUACAUCAACGAGAAGAAGCUUCCGAGAAGCGAGAGCGUGCUUUGGCAUAUGCAUUUUCUCAUCAGUGGACGAGGGCCAACAGCUCCAACAUUAUGCACAAAUGGAGUAGCCUUGAACCCGGGAAAACGAGCUGGGCCUGGAGCUGGACGGAUCGUUGGAUUGCGUCCCGGCCAUGGGAAAGCCGAAAAGGCCCAAACAGGCCCGUUAAAGUUAAGUCAACUACAAAGCCAAGCAGACUCUCCCACGGAUCAGCAGAGGAGCAAACAUGAGAAGCUAAACUCGUUAUUCUGAAGGCCCUCUGCAUUUUGGUGAUUUCUGAAUGUUUCCAUUUUUGACACUUGAGAUGCUCUUAUUUUGAAGUAUUUCUUGGUUAUUAAUACUGCUAAACUACACUGUAAACAGCUAAUAGAUUUGCAAAACUAUACUUAAUGAAUCGUGAGGGCUCAACACGGUCUAAUUUGUGAAAUUUGCACUAAAUAAUACUUAACAUAUGUCAUUUUCCAAUAUAGCACUUAAAGUUUU
Cuscuta campestris is the source of this 1194-nucleotide messenger RNA. The record is from the annotation of a GenBank genome assembly. Lineage: Eukaryota; Viridiplantae; Streptophyta; Magnoliopsida; Solanales; Convolvulaceae.